Messenger RNA from Phialemonium atrogriseum, 1811 nucleotides. RefSeq lists its product as uncharacterized. The coding region runs from base 181 to 1413 and encodes 410 amino acids. Gene Ontology annotation, molecular function: SUMO activating enzyme activity. Gene Ontology annotation, cellular component: SUMO activating enzyme complex; cytoplasm. The record is from RefSeq and is a predicted model, not a curated record. Gene Ontology annotation, biological process: protein sumoylation. The transcript has 2 exons. Lineage: Eukaryota; Fungi; Ascomycota; Sordariomycetes; Cephalothecales; Cephalothecaceae.
CCUUCUGUUGGAGCUCUGCGCCCUGUGAGCCUUGCAUACCUAGGUUGACAAGCGAUAUAUCUUCGAGGGCUGUGAUAUAAAAGAAGAGCCGAUAUCCACAUCCACAUUCACAUCCCACAUCCCACAGUCCCUGUUCAUUUUCAUCUUCAGCUGUUUUCACUAUUACACCACGAGUCUGAGAUGCCUGCACCGGUUCUUGACGAUGGGGUGGCCAUUGCCCUGGCUGCCGAGAGCAAUGGCACGGCGAUUCCGGCGCCUUCAAACGGGAUAAGUGCCGACGAGAUCGCGCUUUAUGAUAGGCAAAUCCGGCUCUGGGGCAUCCAGGCGCAGGAGAGGAUCCGCAACGCCAACGUGCUCCUAAUCACCAUGAAGGCGCUGGCCAACGAGAUCGCCAAGAACCUCGUCCUGGCCGGCAUCGGGUCGCUCACCAUCGUGGACCACGAGGACGUGACCGAGGCGGACCUCGGCGCGCAGUUCUUCCUCUCGGCGGAGGAGGGCCACGUUGGCACGAACCGCGCUCUCGCCGCCAGCGCCGCCAUCCGGCGGCUCAACCCGCGCGUGGCCGUGCACGUCGACACGGCGGACAUACGGUCCAAGGGCCCCAGCUUCUUCGCACCCUUCGACAUCGUUAUCGCCACCGACCUGGACCCCAACACGCUCAAUGUGAUCAACACGGCCACGCGGCUCAACAAACGGGCCUUCUACGCCGCCGGGUCGCACGGCCUCUUCGGCUUCAUCUUCGCCGACCUGAUCGAGCACGACUACGUGAUCGAGCGGGCGCGGUCCAACAUGCCGACGGCGGUCGGGCCCGAGACCCACACGCGCUCCGUCGUCGCCGUGUCGGCCAAGCAGGACGACGACAAGGUCGAGCUGGUGACCAAGCGGGAGCUGUACAGCACCUGGUUCCUCGCCUCGGACGCCGCGGGCCUGCCACGCGAGAUCACGGCCUCGGCGCGCCGCAAGCGCGCCGUCACGCCCGCCCUCAGCUGCCUGCGCGCGCUCUGGUCCUUCGUCCAGGAGACGGGCCGGCCGCCCAGCCACAGCCGCGAGGACCUGACCAGGUUCACCAUGCUGGUCAACGAGAAGCACAAGGCGCUCGGCCUGCCGUCCGAGACGCUGCGCAGCGAGCUCCUCCGCAGCUUCAUGCAGAGCAUCGGCACGGAGGUGGCGCCCGUCACGGCCGUCCUGGGCGGCCAGCUCGCGCAGGACGUCAUCAACGUGCUCGGCCGCGCCCAGCAGCCCAUCCAGAACAUGGUCGUCUUCGACGGCAACACCAUGGAGGCUACCGUGUAUCCGCUCCAUCCCGAGGGCGACCUUGGGUACAAGCUGCUCCUCACCGUCUCCGCACCCGACGCGAUUCCUCCUGAACUGUGGCAGCAGCAGCAGCAGCCGCCGCAGCAGCCGCAGGAAUGAUGGACGACAAUCUAAUUACUGGAGGUUCGGACGUGAGAAGAGGGAGGGGGGGAUGGGUGGCUCGAGAUAGAGAUGGAGGACAAAAAACGGGGACGAAGAAAGGGGCCUGGAUAGCGAGCAGUGCUUCUGGCUUGCCCGCCGUCGAAACCAGCAGGGUCAUAACAGUCAUGAGACCGGGGAGGAAGUAUUUGUAUUAGGGCAAACACCCACUCCCUUUUUCCCCUUACAUUCAGGACGAUAUGAUCCCUCGUCAGUCGGCGUUAGUUGGUUGCUCUGGGGGCAGCUUAAAGCCCCGGUACCUUAGAUGGACACCAAAACGAAGGGCGGUGGGGGGAAAAUACCAAAAAGUCUGAUUAUCGCAACAACACUUUUGUGUCCGAACCGAUACAUUUACACGU